Torulaspora globosa is the source of this 4458-nucleotide messenger RNA. It is a transcript of the gene IQG1, whose product is annotated as Iqg1p. Gene Ontology annotation, molecular function: calmodulin binding; actin filament binding; GTPase activator activity. Gene Ontology annotation, biological process: regulation of actin cytoskeleton organization; regulation of GTPase activity; mitotic actomyosin contractile ring assembly actin filament organization. The transcript has a single exon. Gene Ontology annotation, cellular component: mitotic actomyosin contractile ring; cytoplasm. The record is from RefSeq and is a predicted model, not a curated record. NCBI's taxonomy places the organism in Eukaryota, Fungi, Ascomycota, Saccharomycetes, Saccharomycetales, Saccharomycetaceae. Bases 1 to 4458 code for a protein of 1485 amino acids.
AUGACCACACUGACAGGCUCGCCUACGAGGUCUCGCAAUAAUGCGUUUCUUGACCGGUACGUCCAGAGCCUAUCUCCAGAGAAGCCACUGAAACCAUUUUCUCCGUCCAAGUUGAAUUCAUCAAUCAAUUUACGGAAUGACCUGAAAGUUUCGGCAGCGGCACCUAGCAACAAAGAAAAGGUCGAGAGGACAUGGUCCUCGACGCCUUCCAAAAAAUAUCAAGUUCAAUUGAAUAGUACAAAUUCUGAUCCAAGUACUUUUGGCUUAUCUUUUGAUAUGUCCAGCUUAUCAAAGGACGAGAAAGCAUACUAUGAGUUCUUAUGUCGGGUAGGCGAAGUCAAACGGUGGAUUGAAACAGUUACUGAGCAGAAAUUGCCAUCCGAACUGGACCUUUGCGUUGGUGAUGGUCUUCGUAAUGGUGUCUACCUGGCAUUGCUAACACAAAAGAUUAAUCCAGAUUUAGCUCCAACAGUUUUUCCGGCCGGCGAAAAGCUACAAUUUAAGCAUACCCAAAAUAUCAACACUUUCUUCUCUCUUGUUGACCACGUUGGCCUUCCUGAAUCAUUCAGAUUCGAACUGCAAGACCUGUACAAUAAGAAGGACCUGCCCCAGGUUUUCGAGACUCUUUACAUUCUAAUUACGAUAAUAAGCAAAAAAUGGCCACUCAAAACUCCACCACUUCAAUCAUUAUCUGGUCAAUUGUCAUUUUCAAAGGAGCACCUGCAAAGAUGUAAAAGAGCAUGGCCAAGAAUUCGAGAUUUCAAGUCUCUAAACGUCAGUCCUAUGAACUCACCCGUUGCUAGGAAAGCCGGACCUGCGUUGAAAAGCGGUUUAAUAGAAGAUUUCAAAAUUGCCGAUAAAAAUGAGAUCGAUCCAGAACCCGCCAUUCUGACGCCCAUCAAAAAAUCCCAAAGUAUAGCAUUUCCCGAAUUGUCUCCUACAAGCGAGGUUCGAAGCCUGUUUGCGUCGCCUAGAUCAGCAGACAGAUCCGCCAGAGCUUCUCCACCAAGAUUAGAGACUUUUGGCAUACGCGGUGAAGAAGUUUUGUCAACUACUCCCCUUUUGGAAUACAGUCCAUCAAAGAAUGUGAGUCUAUCUUACUAUUCACCUUCAGUCUCAAAAUAUCUCACGUAUGACACUGAUUACUAUAGGUUGAGAAGUCGAGCAAGAGAAGAUGACUUAGACUACUACCAGAGUUUCAAAUAUGGACCUUUUGAUUAUUCGCCGAAAAGGAAACAAAGAAUGACAGAAACUGAGUUUCUCGAUAGUGUCAUACAGUUACAAUCUCUAUCGCGUUCAGUAAAUUUGAGAUUUCAGCUGCAAAUUCAGAGGAAUUUGCUCAAAAUUUUUGGAAAAGAAAUAAUUUACUUGCAGUCCUGCAUCAGAGCCAAUCAUAUGAGAAGUGCCCCAUAUCUGCGACUGCUAGAUCAAAAGUGCUUAGAAAGUUUGAGGAAUCUCCAAGCGUUAUUGAAAGGCUUAGACGCACGUAAAUCGCUGGAUAUAUGCAAGUUCAAAUUGCUUAAACAAGAAGGAGCUCUGCUGAAAUUUCAAUCAGUUUGCAAGGGCGAUGUUUUGAGAAAACAAACCAAAAUUCUUUUGGAUGGUAUCGAGUUUACAAAAUCAGCGUUGGUUGGCUUCCAGGCGUUGUUGAGGGGGAAGCUUCACCGAACAUUAGAUAAACGACCUUCAUUACUUUUGAGCGAUCUCGUCGGCUUGCAACAGCUGCAAGCCAUUUGUGCAGGCAAAGCGGUAAGGAAACGUCAACUCAAUCUCGAGAUCGAGCUAAUUCAAGUAUCGCACAUCAUUUGCCAGCUGCAAAGCCAUGUCAAAGGAUGCCUAAAAGGAUUGGCAUUUAAGCCAUUGUUGGCCUCGGUAGGCAAGUAUGAAAAAUCAAUUAGCCGGCUCUGUGGAUGCAUCAGAGGCAAGAAGAAACGAUUUGCAAUGAAGGAUGCUCUCUGUGGAGAAUAUGAAGAUCUCCAAAUAAUGCUUCGUCUCCAAGCCAUAACUAGAGGGAUUCUGGUUCGUUACACGUUGGAUUUGGUUGAUGAUAUUAUUGAGAUCAACAAUCUCCGGGAGAUGCAAGCGAGCCUGAGAGGUCAUAAGCUCCGUAUAAAGCUAAGAGAAAGGUCAUCUUUGUUCCGUCGAAACAUUAGAUCAAUUGUUCUGAUACAAAGCAAAAUAAGAAUGUUUUUGCUGCGAAACGCAUAUUUAGAUGUGAUGCACUGCCCAAAUCCAAGCUUAUGGAGUGUGAGAAAGUUCACUCACUUGUUGAAUGGUAUUGGCACUAUUGAAGAAGAACAAAACCGUCUUGAAGGUUGUCAAGCUCAGCUGGAUUCUGAGAAUUCAAGAAAGGAAAACCUAGAAAGUGAGAUUAGGAAACAGAUGGACAUGCUUGAGCUUUUGGAAUCAUAUGGCUUAAAUCCAGAUUAUGUCACUGAUUCAAACGCCCUCGCAAUUCCCAAACAUAAGUUUCCUGCUUUUGAAAAAUUGUUCUAUCUUUUACAGGUUGAUCCAUCUUAUUGGAAAUUGAUGUACUCCAAAGACCCUGAGUUUACGGUACGAAACGUUUAUGUUUCUUUCAGCACGGUAAAUCAAAAAAUGGGUAGUAGAGAGAAAGCGCUUUUCAUAAGGCUGUUAGCUGAAAUUUUGCAACAGGAUAUGUCAGAGGCUCGCUCAGUUCGCCAGUUCCUCCAGAAUACCGAUGCCCCUUGGAUUAAGUUACUAAGACUUUUCCUUCAUAAGGAAUACCCGGAUAUCUUCACACUCUUCCUUCCUCUGUUGAAAUAUUUGGCAGAUCCAGAAAUACAUUUUGAAAGCAAUCCUUCUAUUAUUUUUAAAGAGUUGCAUGGCUUUCAACCCCCAACAAAUGUUUCGGCAGUUGAAGAUGAAAAGACAUCGACCACAUUUAUCCAAAAUUUGAGAAACUUGUGGCAUUCUGUCGAACUAAUUGCCAUGUUAUUCAGCAAAAAGGUGGCUAAAAUACCCACAGAAGUUAGGUUUAUUUGUACAAAAGUUUUCUGCUCAGCGGCAGACAAAAACGCCGACGAAGCAGAUAUGAGGAGAGCAAUAUCAACAGUGCUUGUUAGAUGUUUUUGCGCUGAAUAUUUGACGCAGCGAUCUCAUUAUGGCUUCACAGAGUCUUCUUAUUCAAACCUUGACAGAAAGAUUGAAAUUACAAUGGACGCCUUAAUGACCGUCCUUUCCGGAAGCAGAUUCAAUAACUACUAUGAUCCGUUGAAUGCAUACUCGAAGGAAAUUAACCCACAAGUCAGAGAAUUAUUGAUGAGUACUUUGUUGGAUCCGCAGUACGAGCAUGAUGGCGAUGCGAUUAUUUACCAUGAUAUGGUGUCAGCUAAUCCGCAGUUGGAAAUUCUCAGCGAGAAGGUGUUGACCAUAAGUUCCAAAUUUCACGAGAACUUACUCUUUUUUCCAAAUGAUGAUGUGAUUCAUGAAAUCCUAAAGACAUUGCCGCAUUAUGCCAUAUCGAAUGGAAGGAUUGUCUUGGAUCUCGCCCCCAGUGCCUAUAGAUUCCUAGUCAGCGAUGAUAAAACAAGAAAAUUGUAUGAUCAGGCCAAGAGAGCAUUUGUUUACAUGACGCAAGUGGAAGAGAUAAGUACAGAUCUUUACGAUCUCGCAUUGAGUUGUGUUCUCCCACAGGAUGAACCGCAUUUCGAAGUUUUGAUCGCCGCGCAUAGUGAGAUCCAACGCGACCCCAUGAUCCAAUCACUCGCGUCCAGAAGCUAUUUUGAAUUAAAGAAUGCCACUUUGAAGAAAAUUCAUGAGUUGGAAAGUCUUGGGAUGCUCAAUCCUGCUGGAAACAGGCUCCAAAAUUUCUUAAAUGACAUAGCAAACACAAUUAAGGACCCGCAUUAUGCUGUGAGCUAUGUGAUUCGUGAGCUCGAUAUAACGAAGCAAACGCUGCUUCGAAUACGUCAGAUCAACAAGGGUUUGGAAAGUGACUUGGUGCAACAAAAAAAAAGUAUCAAGCGAGUGUUUGGAAAUAUCCAACAGAGUAGAAGUUAUGCUUCACACAAUAAAAGCACAUUCGGUAAUUUGAAGGGUGCAUAUAUGAAGACACAUAAAAAAAGCUCUGAAAUGGAAGGCCUCAAAUUUAAAUGGACGACUAGACAACUGUAUGAAAAAGGUGUCGUUAAAAGUAUUGCGGGUGAGAAGCUAGCAGAGCAAAAGGUUAAGGUUUUCGGGUCAAGUGGUCCGCAAUUUCCUGACAUUAUCUUUAAGAUGGCUACUUCCGAUGGUGUUAAAUACGGUAUUCAGCUGUUGGACAAGAGAAAGGGCCCGGAGAGAAAACAUCAAGAUUGCGUUGACUCUUUCAACUUGGAGGAGUUGCUCGGCGCCCAAGUCGAAUCUAAGCUGUCCAACAUGAAGCUUUUCGGUGGGAAGGUCACUAUGUCCAGUUCAGCUUUGUUGAGUCUUAUAGUGUCAACUUUUCUGCAUUGA